AUGAGCAACUCGGCCAAGUCGCCCUCCGGCCCCGUCGGUGAUGAGGGGCAGCGCAACUACCCGAUGUCAGCUCGUACCCUCGUCACACAGGAGCAGGUGUGGGCCGCCACGGCGAAGUGCGCGAAGCGGAUUGCAGAGGACUACAAGAGUUUUAAUCUAACGGCCGACAACCCGCUCUACCUGCUGUGCGUGCUCAAGGGGAGCUUCAUCUUCACGGCCGACCUCGCCCGUUUUCUCGCCGACGAGGGUGUCCCGGUGAAGGUGGAGUUCAUCUGCGCUAGCUCGUACGGCGCGGGCGUGGAGACGUCGGGUCAGGUGCGCAUGCUUCUCGACGUGCGCGACUCCGUGGAGAAUCGCCAUAUUUUGAUUGUCGAGGACAUCGUUGACAGCGCCAUCACGCUGCAGUAUCUGAUGCGGUUCAUGCUCGCCAAGAAGCCGGCCUCGCUCAAGACGGUGGUGCUGCUGGACAAGCCGUCGGGGCGCAAGGUGGAGGUGCUGGUCGACUACCCCGUCAUCACGGUCCCGCACGCGUUUGUGAUUGGCUACGGCAUGGACUUCGCCGAGUCGUACCGCGAGCUGCGCGACAUCUGCGUGCUCAAGAAGGAGUAUUACGAGAAGCCGGAGAGCAAAGUGUAG
Messenger RNA from Leishmania mexicana MHOM/GT/2001/U1103, 636 nucleotides. RefSeq names its product hypoxanthine-guanine phosphoribosyltransferase. The record is from RefSeq and is a predicted model, not a curated record. Bases 1 to 636 code for a protein of 211 amino acids. The transcript has a single exon. Gene Ontology annotation, molecular function: magnesium ion binding; hypoxanthine phosphoribosyltransferase activity. NCBI's taxonomy places the organism in Eukaryota, Euglenozoa, Kinetoplastea, Trypanosomatida, Trypanosomatidae. Gene Ontology annotation, biological process: purine ribonucleoside salvage; IMP salvage; GMP salvage.